AAAUGACCGCUGACCAUCAAAAAAGCUUGGCUAUUAGUAGUAUGUAUCGUAUAUUGUUAUUGCUACCAUGAAAGUCACUCAAUCUCUCCCUUCCCAUCCACUUCCAGUGUUGUUCUGAUCGAUCUACCGGCUCAAGCGGUAUAAUCCAUUUUCCGUGUAAACUCUUUUUCAAAGGAGGUUCCAAAGGAGGUUCCAAUCUUACUCCAACCUGUCAAUUAUGCAUAGGGCGCUGAUAUCCCUUUCAAUCGGUGAUUCUGACAAACCGUCUUUCUCCCCCUUCGUUCCCCCACCAAUUCAACGUCUUUCCCUACCCCCUUCCAGUGCAAGUAAAUCUUCCCCAAAUUCGACUCCCCCCGCCCUUCCCCGCCCAAAGAAGUCUCAGGCGCCCACUAAGUCUCCUUCUCCCGUCGCAGGUCCAUCAAAUUGUAACGCAUCUGCUAUCUUUCCUUACCUCCACCGCCUCGAAAUUCACGACGAUAUGGCUUCUCGUCGACAACAGAGACCUCUUCUCGUACUCAAGCUGUCCUCUCCUUCCUUCCUAGAUUCCGUUGCUACGGACGUAGUAGCUGAAACGCCUCUAUAUUCAGUAGAAACAGUAGGAUCUUCAACUACCGUCUGGCGCUCAGAUCCUUGGGGUACAUCUGUCACUAUUGCAGACAUACGUUGGCCCAAAGACAUCCCUCUCAAGGGUAAGGGAAGGGAUACCCACGGUUCCCUCAUACAGAUGGGUGAUCCUCGCUGGAAAGACACCGACAGCUAUCUCAAGUAUGGCAGCCUCAGAAGCUCACGCAAAUUCAGCUUACCAAACCAUCCCCAUGUGUUAAAGUGGAAGCGAACAGGUCGCACAUAUCAGUGCACAACUUCAUCCUCCAGAGGUCCCAUCGCAUCCCUUGAUGCAUCACAAGACGAAGAAAACACUCCACGACUCAAAGUAUUCGAGACAAUCGGUCCAAUCCACCAAUCAGUUCCCCAAGUAGAACACGCUGGAAUAUCCCUUUCCCUACUUGAUAACCUCUUUGUCACCGCUCUAUUACUCGUCACAGAACCUGACGAUUGGAUGACUUUAAGGCACAACCCCGAUACUCCAGCCACAGAUUCCGUAUCCCCUCCUAAAUCAUCCGCCCCUGCAUCUGCGCGUCAGUGGCGCAAAAUCAUGUACGGCGAGCCCCUCUACCCCUCCCUCAAGACCCCCGCUGUCGACACUCGCUGCAAUGAGGAUGCAGAUGUUCUUGAUAUCUCCGGGGCAGCGCCCCUUCCCACAUCUGUGAAGCAAUGGCGCAAAAUUGUAUAUGGCGAACCUCUUUACCCAUCGCUACGACCUCAUAGUGCAGACGGUCUUGACCUACCUUCACGCCCAGACACCGCAUGGGAUACCGCUAGCAUCUCUUCCGAGUCCGUAUGCUAUCCCGCAACCCCUUCUUCUGCCCCAUCCACUGGCUUCUAUACAUCCACAUUCUUCGACGAAUCAGAAAGAACAGUUCCGAGAAUCGACACAAAUGGACGAUAUUCAGCCCCCCUUAGCUUCUCCCCUGCUACAAUAUCACCGAUUCCCGCAUCUGAUUGCAUGCCAUUAUCAUCACAGCCUUCCCCCUCGCCACGUGCGGGUACCCGGCGAGAGCUCCCCGCACCGCCGUCCGCAUGGCAUGGUCACCCGCCGCCUGGGUCACAGCCGUGGCUUCACAGAUCGAGAUCGUCACCCCGAUUGUCGUGUAUGCUACCCACGACAAUCAAGCACUCUCAGUUGGUCACAGAAGACGGAGUCCUUGUCCCAUCAACACCGCUAGAUGGCGAUGAGGAUCGUCCAGCCGAAACGCCCCCGUCGCGCAGCCGUGCUCUUUCUUCGGGGUCAGUCGUUCGCCGCCGACUACCCACCGUCCCCUCAACCCCCACAUCCCCAAUCAGCUCACCUCCUCCCCAGACGAAACGCCUCUUCAACUUUGGACGUACACUUCCCCCAACGCCUGUAUCCAUACCUCGCUCACCCUCUGCUGGGCAUCGUUACACGCAUUCGUCCAACAUCAUCUCCCGAACACCAUCAUCAGCGACGAUGCCUGCGCGGCCAUCAACUGCACAGCAACCGCGUAGGAAUCGUCCAGAGAAGGAUCCUGAUGAGGUGCUGGGGUGGGUACGCAACGUUACGCGAGCUCACCACCACCGACGUGCCCUCGACUGCGAUGAGCUCGAGCACCGCCCCGGGUGCCCAGAAGAAGCUCCGCCGCCGGCGUACAACGCCAUUGACUUCUCAAAGCCCCCUCAGUCCCGUGCACUACCCAAUCCCAGUUAAACUCCUUCCUUCUGUCUAUGGAUAUAUCAUACGUGACGCAAAUAAUGAAUAGACGUCUUUUACCCGCAAUGAAGCCUUGAUCGGUCCCUUCACGGAGAUCUUUGCAUUUAAUUCCACCUAGGAUC
Messenger RNA from Suillus paluster, 2409 nucleotides. RefSeq lists its product as uncharacterized. Bases 218 to 2284 code for a protein of 688 amino acids. The transcript has 3 exons. The record is from RefSeq and is a predicted model, not a curated record. Lineage: Eukaryota; Fungi; Basidiomycota; Agaricomycetes; Boletales; Suillaceae.